AUKUAUUCUCUGUUCCAUCAGGUUGACUCAGAUGACCUUCCUCUGAACGUCUCAAGAGAAACUCUCCAGCAACACAAACUUCUCAAGGUCAUUCGCAAGAAGCUGGUGCGCAAGACCCUGRACAUGAUCAAGAAGAUCGCAGAGGAGCAGUACAACGAGAAGUUCUGGAAGGAGUUUGGCACCAACAUCAAGCUGGGUGUCAUCGAGGACCACUCCAUCCGGACACGUCUGGCCAAGCUAAUAUUCAGCCAAGCUGAAUAAAUGCUACAAAGAGAAGCUCCUUCACCCACUCAACUUUACUUUUUUKUUCUUCUUCAGGAAGUUCUUUCCAGAUGUGCCUCAUCUUGUYCMCCCAUGGAAAGCUCCGCGGGUGCCACAUGCCUUCUUGUAGAUAAUUACUGAGAUUGCGUUACACUCUACAAUAGCAACUGUGCUUCCUAAAUUAUUUCUCAUAGGAUGCAUGUUUUUUUUUAUAGCUUACCUUUACAUGUUUUAGCCUAUUGUAAAAAGAAAAGUAGAUCUAUAGGCCUACAAUUGAAUAACUUUACUAUAUAGGCCUACAUAAUUUGUGACAACUACCAUUGCAAGCAGAAGUUAUUUACAAAGUCUAAAUCAAUUAAAUGUAAUACACCUCAACCUAUGCAUUAUCAUUCAAUAGAAGUUAUUUUGAGAGUAAUGAAUUUCAAMAACUACAAGCCCCAGUGCACAAUUCUGCUACAGCCUACUGGACGAUCAGAGUGUAUAACCGAAUUUCUUGCAGGAUCAUGGUGCAAGCUAUUUUAGCCUAUAGCCUAUGGUAGAACAGUGUGCAUUGUGCAUUGCUUUAACGUAUUAUUGUCAGGUAUUAAGUUCACAUUUCCUGUCUUUUGUGUUUUUAAUGUAAAAAGUAGAGUAGAACUCAAUUGAAAUGUGUAGGCUUUUGGUUGACCAACAAUUUAACCUACGCGUCACCAUUUAAGCUACUUGUCACCCUAGCUUCUGAUCAAAUACAGCAUCAAGCUAUUUUAGCAGUUUAAAYGGUGUCAAAUAGUUAAUUUUAUUACAUGUAUAUGUUCAAUGGAUGAUGAGAACGCAUUGAAAUAUUUAAUCAAGCUUACCCAGGAUGGCGAAUUGUGCACACUUAAAAAGGAACUUAGUGGCAACAUUGUUGCACAUUUUGUCAACAAAAAACAUUUCGGGAAAUCGGGUGAUACAUUGUUGCAUUAUGCCGCCCGUCAUGGCCACUUGGACAUUGUGCAAUUUUUWGUAAAAGAGAUUGGGAUGGACAUAGAGCUGUACAAUACCGACUACAAAAGAGCUCUGCAUGAAGCUGCGUCCAUGGGACAGCGGGAGUGUUUGAGCUAUCUGCUCAAUGAAGGAGCCAAAGUAGACUGCUUAAAAAAGGCUGAUUGGUGAGACAUACAUUAACACGCAAGCCAUGUGCAAACAGUAAGACAACGUUAUUCUAUAUAUAUUUUUAUCCGACUUUCAAGUCUCUUUUAGGAAAAGAUGUAUUGAAAAACGCUUUUUUCCCUACGCUUUAUAUCCCCUUCGAUAGCUCAGUUGGUAGAGCGGAGGACUGUAGAGGCUAAAUGCUGAAAUCCUUAGGUCGCUGGUUCAAAUCCGGCUCGAAGGAAAACAUUUUCGUCGGCCCAUGUCAUAUCAAUUCGAAGUUUUUUCGUCAUGUGCAUAAAUGCUUACUCGCUAACUCUCCACAACAAUGCAUUACAAUAUCAAUCAAGAAUCAAAUGCCAAGUCCAUAAAUAACAAUACAAGUCAUAAAACUCGUUGUGAGAUGUACACAAUAGAAUAAAUAGUAUGAUUUAUAAAAUAAUAUAUGUCCAAUUAUGAUGACUGUUAUAUAAGUAGUAAAGUGAGAAGUAACUUAGUAUAGCAGCUUAAAUAUAUAGUAAUAAUAACUAGUAACAGCAGUGGUGACCUUGUGUGCGUGUGUGUCGUGUAUACCAAAUAACAAAUAAGUUGUUCUAAGAUUCAAUUAAAGUUUUGGUUUCAAUUGAUCAUAUAGGUACUGAUUAAUUGAAUGACCAGAGUCAAAUUCAUUAGAGAGCAAAUGGAAGCUACCGGCCGAAACGGGGAAGGACUACCAGAAUUUGUCAAAUAAGAGAGGCUUGUUUUUUUCAGUUGCUAAACGUCUUGCUUCCUUGUGCACUAACGAAUAGAAUCCUGCUUUUUCUGAACACGUAUAUCUCCCUUCGAUAGCUCAGUUGGUAGAGCGGAGGACUGUAGAGGCUAACUGCUGAAAUCCUUAGGUCGCUGGUUCAAAUCCGGCUCGAAGGAAAUAUUUUAAUAGGUCCGUGUAAUAUUAUCGUGCCUGAAUUGUAUACCAUUAUAAACACACUAGUUAUACUACAAUAUAACAAAUCAUUAAAUACUACAAAAAA
Messenger RNA from Salvelinus sp. IW2-2015, 2381 nucleotides. RefSeq names its product endoplasmin-like. Gene Ontology annotation, cellular component: perinuclear region of cytoplasm; endoplasmic reticulum. Lineage: Eukaryota; Metazoa; Chordata; Actinopteri; Salmoniformes; Salmonidae. The record is from RefSeq and is a predicted model, not a curated record. Gene Ontology annotation, molecular function: ATP binding; ATP hydrolysis activity; ATP-dependent protein folding chaperone. Gene Ontology annotation, biological process: protein folding.